Fusarium tjaetaba is the source of this 933-nucleotide messenger RNA. Its product is annotated as bifunctional 4-hydroxyphenylacetate degradation enzyme. Bases 1 to 933 code for a protein of 310 amino acids. The transcript has 5 exons. Gene Ontology annotation, molecular function: acetylpyruvate hydrolase activity. The record is from RefSeq and is a predicted model, not a curated record. Lineage: Eukaryota; Fungi; Ascomycota; Sordariomycetes; Hypocreales; Nectriaceae.
AUGGCCUCUUCUGCAUUCAAGCGCCUUGUGCGCUUCGUUCCUAAAUCAGCGCCCUCAAGCAUCUUGAUCGGAGAGCCUGUGCAAGCUUCUCUUGAUGUGGGCUUGGCAUCUCGCGAAGGUAAAGAUAUUGCUGUCAAUGUCUUUUCAGGACGGUCUGUCUUGUCGCCUGGUUCUCGAACAGACCGCACGGAAUCUGUUGAACGACUCUUGUCGCCCUUGGCGCAGGAGGAGGUUGGCACUAUCCGAUGUAUCGGAUUGAACUACGUUCAGCAUGCGAAGGAGGUCAAGAUGGACAUCCCUACAAUUCCUACGCUGUUCCUUAAGCCCAACACAUCACUUGGCGAUCCCUGGCCAGCUCCCACUCUCCUCCCCAGAAUCACUCAAAACGACGGAAGUGGUGACUUCGAGUCUGAACUGGCUGUCGUGAUUGGCAAAGCAGCCAAGAAUGUGUCUGAGGAGGAUGCCAUGGACUACGUACUUGGCUUCACGGCAGCCAAUGAUGUCUCAAGCCGAGUCUCUCAACUAAACCAGUCGCAGUGGUGUUUCUCCAAGGGCUUUGAUGGAGCUUGCCCUAUCGGGCCAACUUUGGUGUCGACCUCGGAGAUUCCAGAUCCUUCCAAGCUUCACAUCCGGGGUCUGAAGAACGGCAAGGUCAUGCAAGAUUGCUCACUGGAGUAUGUUCCACCAUUUCCACCUCUUCCAAGAGCUUAUUACCUAACAUUAGCCAGCGAUCUUAUCUUCAGUGUUCCCAAACUGGUCAGCUUCCUAUCACAAGGAACAACCCUUCCUGCAGGCACCGUCAUCAUCACUGGUACACCAGCUGGCGUAGGCAUGGGUAGAAACCCCAAGGAGACUCUUUCCCAUGGCGAUGAGUUCAGAGUUGAGAUCCUGCCACAUAUCGGGACAUUGGUCAACACCUUUGAGAACGAGUAG